CGUCAUUUAUCCUCAGCCACGCGUAGGUUGAUCGACUAUCACAACCAUCCUCCAGCGCAGCAUAGCAUUUCCUGUCUAAUACCAUCUUUCCUUUGCACGUCUUUGAUAUUUUCGCAUCAUGUUCUCCGGGUCCAACUCCUACCUGGGGGGCCAGAGCGGUCGCCCGGGCGGGCCUCAGCAGUAUGGCUCUUUCCAGCCUCAGCAACCACAGCAGCAACAGCAACAACCACAGCCUCAGUCGAACUUCAUGAAUCCGAAUCCGACGGGAUAUGGCCAAGCUCCAUUACAGCAGCAGUUCACCGGCUAUCCUAUGCAGGCGCAACCGACAGGUUUCCAGCCGCAACAGAUGCAACAACAGCAGAGUGGCUUCCCAGGACAGCAGAAUCCAUCUCCAUUUGGCAACAUGCAAGCUCCGCAGCAGCAGAGCUUCCAGACUGGAGCUCCUCCAAUGCCUCAAAUACCUCAGCAAUUCCAGACCCAAGCUCCGCAACAGCCGCAGCCUCCUCCCGCAGCCCCGAUGCAGAAAGCUCAGCCGACGGGCUUCGCAGCAAUGGCAGAUAGCUUCAAGUCGACACCGUCCGCACCUGCUCCUGCGAGAGGACGCAGAGCAUCAAAGUCGAAGGGCACGAAGAUUCCCAACAUACGAUUGUCGUUCAUCACUGCGCAGGACCAAGCGAAGUUUGAGACUUUGUUCAAGUCUGCGGUUGGGGAUGGCCAGACUCUAUCUGGCGACAAAUCGAGAGAUCUGCUAAUGAGAUCGAAACUGGAUGGCAAUUCAUUGUCACAAAUAUGGACUCUUGCAGACACCACUAGAUCCGGCCAACUGCAUUUCCCCGAAUUUGCCCUCGCAAUGUACCUCUGCAAUCUGAAGCUUGUUGGGAAGCAAUUGCCAUCUGUCCUGCCCGAUAACAUAAAGAAUGAGGUGUCGAGCAUGGUGGAUAUAAUCAAUUUCAACGUCGUGGAUGACGCUCCGGAGCCUGCUCCUCAAAGGACCAAUGCUCCAGACUUCACUCGACAGACAUCCCCACCCACGAUUCAGCAGCCACAACCCAUACAAUCGAACUCGGCUCUGUUGACGGCACAGAUGACUGGUUUCCCGGGACAGCAAAACCAUUUCUCCGGAGGUUUCCAGCAGCAGCAGACUGGCUUCCAGCAGCCUAUACAGACUGGAUUUGGUCAGCAGCAAGGCGGAUUACAACCGAAUCCGACAGGGUUUCAGGGCAUGUCGAAUCCGUCAGCUCCUGGAUACAACGGCCCUCGUCCGCCAAUGCCUCCAAUGCCUACUGGAUUUGGACCGAAUCAAGGUCUUUCGCCCGCUCAGACUGGCAUGGGAGGUAUGAUUGCUCCAUUGAAUAGCCAACCUACUGGACGACCAGGCCAAUGGGGAUUAGUCAAUGCUCCUGCGAGCGGAUUACCUAAUAUCGAUCUGCUGCAAUCCCGAAUGAUGCCACAGCAAGGCCGAGAGCAGGGUAACUUCACCACAGCUGGUCUAUCAGGAAAUGCUGUUAUUCCAUGGGCCAUCACAAAAGAUGAGAAGACAAGAUAUGAUUCUGUUUUCAAAGCGUGGGAUGGGUUUGGCAAGGGUUUCAUCGGCGGUGAUGUUGCCAUUGAGGUUUUCGGACAAAGUGGUCUUGAAAAGCCAGAUCUGGAGCGAGUCUGGACGCUCGCUGAUCAGGGGAAUAAGGGCCGCCUCAAUAUGGACGAAUUCGCAGUGGCGAUGCAUUUGAUCUACCGUAAGCUAAACGGAUACCCACUUCCCGCUCAACUACCACCCGAGCUUGUCCCGCCUUCCACCAGGAACUUCAACGAUUCGAUUGGCACGGUCAAGUCACUGCUCCACCAGGAAUCUGAUUUCCGCAAAAACUCUGGAGCAGCUCUGUUGCCUCAGAGGACUGGAGUCAGCUACCUGAAGAACCACUCAUUCAGAGGGGAUUCUGGCCCAAGCGGAUUUGGACGCAAGGAUGCCACGGUUUUCAAGAAUAAUGAUGACGAUGUGGGAUACAAAUCUAGUGCACGCAGGAGGCUGGGUAACGGAUCACCUCGACCUUCCUCGCCAUCAUCAACAACCUCCAACGAUGAAAUAUCUCUGGACCAAUUGAGGAAGAAGAUUCGUGAGAAGCAGGUGCUUCUGGACGCAAUUGAUUUCAAGGAUGAAAACGCGGCCGAUGAAGACGAUGCUCUGGAUAGACGGGACCGUCGCGAGGCAGAAGACCUUUAUCGCCGAAUUCGUCGCAUCCAAGAAGAUAUCGACGCACAUCCUGAUGCAGCACUUCGCAAUGUGGACUCGGGCGCAGAACGCCGUAUCCUGAAGCGACAGCUCCAACAGCUCACCGAUAAACUCCCUGAGAUCGCAUCUGACGUUCGCAAGACCGAGCGCGCUAUCGCCGAUGCGAAGCUUGAGUUGUUCCGUCUUAAAGAUGCUAAGGCUCAUCCCGGCAGUGCGUCAUCAAUUGUUGGUACUGGUCCAGGCGGCUCUGUCACCGAAUCAGAUCGUCUCAAGGCCAGGGCUAAGGCUAUGAUGCAACAGCGGUCUGCUGCUCUUACUGGAAGAAAGGUCGAAUCAAGCAAUGAGGACUUUGACGCGCCGAAGAGACUAGAAGAGGAAAAUAUCAAGAUAAGAAAUGAGAAGGAGAAUAAUGAGCGCAUGGUCAAGGAUGUGGAAGACAGCGUUCGAGAUUUCUCACGUGGUCUCGAGGACAGCCUCAAGGAUGGUGCCGAUGAUUCGAGCAGUGAACACGAGAAGCGCAGAUGGGAAGAUGGUCUCGGAGUUGAGGAUGAGGUCAAGGAUUUUAUCUUCGAUUUACAGAGAUCAAGCCGAUCUGCCAGAGUCAGGACGGAUGACCGAAGUCGUAGCACUAGAGACACACCACGAUCUGAACCGUCUUCCCGUUUCGACAGCCCAGCUGCACCCUCGCCCGUCGAGGCACCUUCUGCUAGGUCCGCUCCUGCACCAGCCCCUGGAGGCACUUACUCUCAGUACAAAACCCCUGAGGACCGAGCAGCAUAUAUUAAGCAGCAAGCCGAGCAACGCAUGGCCGAACGUCUUGCUGCUCUUGGCAUCAAGGCACCGACAAAGUCUGGAGAGACCACCCAGCAAAGACUGGAACGUGAGAAGAAUGAGAGAGCCGCCAAAGUUCGACAGGCCGAGGAAGAAGAUGCGAAGCGUGAAGCCGAGAGACAGGCCAGAAUCAAUGAAGAGCAGGGCAUUCCUCCCCCACCUCCAGCUUCAACUGUUGCGAAGAGGCCUCCUCCGCCACCCUCGCGGAAGGCGGCAAAGAGUGAUGCAAGUGAGAAGAGGGCCGAAGAAGAGCAACGAGUUUUGCAAGAGCAGAAGGCGCAGAUCAUUGCCACUUCAGAACUUGAGAAUGAUGCGGCCAGACAGGAAGCUGAGCUCGCCAAGGAGAAGGAGGCUGCUGCUGCUCGUUUGAAGGCACUCGAAGAGCAAGUCAAGGCCGGCAAGGUCAAGAAAGAAGAAGAGAAGCGAAGAAGGAAGGCCGCUCAAGAAGAGGCUAAGAAGCAAGAAGCAAGAUUAGCUGCCCAGCGAGCCGAAAUUGAAGCUGCUCAAACCCGUGAGAGGGAACUGCAACGCCAAUUGGAAGCCAUCGACGAUGAUGAUUCUUCGGACGAGGAGGAUCAGCAGGCUACACCGCAAGCUUCAACACCAACAGUCAGCAGUCAAGAGUUCGAGAGGAAGGAAGUUUCACCGCCCCCACCGCCGGUUCCGAUGAUCGUCCCACCAAUCCCUCAAGCAGCACAAACUACUGCCCUCCCCGUUGUCAGCCCCCCGUCUGAUACGGAAACUAGGAACCCAUUCAAGAAACUGGUAGCUGGAGGUGACACAGCCUCGCCAUCGUCCCAAGCUGGUGUCGCAACCAACAACCCAUUCUUCCGCCCUCAACAACAAGAAACCGCACGUGCCCCUGAACCCAUCCAAAUCCAACCAACCGGCCGCACCUCUCGCGUCCGUCCCGAAGAAGACGACUGGUCCGUCGUAGGCUCCGACAAAGAAGACGACUCCUCCGACGAAGAAGGUCCUGGCGCCGGCAACGCUCGCCACCUCGCAUCCAUCCUCUUCGGCACCAUGGGUCCUCCCCGUCCUCUAUCCGCAGCUGGCGGCGCAGGCUCGACACCUACGAGCCCUGCACCGAAGGUUGAUUCUCCCGCUGCUCCUCCGCCACCUCCGCCCAUGCCAACUGGUGGAGCUCCACCACCACCUCCUAUUCCAAGCUUUGGGGGCCCGCCCCCGCCUCCCCCAAUGCCUGGAAUGGGCGCACCUGGCGCUCCUCCACCACCUCCGAUGCCAGCGCCUGGAGCUGGAGCUGGAGCUGGAGCGCAGAGACCCGCGGCGUUGUUAGGCGAGAUUCAGAUGGGGAGGCAGCUGAAGAAGACGCAGACGAAGGAUAAGAGUGGUGCUGCUGUUGCGGGGAGGGUGCUGGAUUAAGUUUCUUGCACGGGGAUGUAUCAAUUGGUGUUGAGUAUUUAGCAUUUGAAAUUCGAGGAGCGGAUUGAACAAUGGAUGGGCGUGGAUGGGCAAGGCGAUAGGUGACAGGGGAAGAAUUGGGGAGGUGUAUAUUACGUUCAGUACCAUGCAGAAGGUAGAUUGCGAAAGGGGUUGA
Messenger RNA from Hyaloscypha bicolor E, 4616 nucleotides. RefSeq lists its product as uncharacterized. The transcript is spliced from 3 exons. Gene Ontology annotation, biological process: endocytosis; endosomal transport. Gene Ontology annotation, cellular component: cytoplasm; plasma membrane. NCBI's taxonomy places the organism in Eukaryota, Fungi, Ascomycota, Leotiomycetes, Helotiales, Hyaloscyphaceae. Gene Ontology annotation, molecular function: actin binding; calcium ion binding. The coding region runs from base 119 to 4441 and encodes 1440 amino acids. The record is from RefSeq and is a predicted model, not a curated record.